AACACUCUAGUGACAGAUAUUUCCUCUGCGAGAGACGCAGACAUGGGCGAUUCUGAUGACGACCACGACAUGGACAACAACAGAUCAAGUGAGGAGAGUAGCAGCAGCGAGCAAGACCAUGAAGACGAUCUGGAUGACGAUGAGGAAAAUGACGACUCUUUCAAUCUCGGCAACGACCCAAAUCUGCUGGGACAGCUGGUACAUGAAUUGGAAGAACGUGAGACGAGCGAUAGACAAUCGACAAGGCAGACCAAGCGCUCGUCGCAGACACCAGAGAUCCUACUAUCUCCGACACGCACGGUCACGAGAAAACGGCAGCAGGCCACUCCGCUGUCGCAAGUACGGGAAGCCUCUCGUACUCCGACGCGUGUGACGACUCGAAGCCAGGCAAAACGUGUCACUGAAGGCGGAGGCAAGGAGGCUUCCAUAACUCCAGUACAACGUACGAAACGUGCACGCCAAAAGUCAGAUAUCUUGGACGGAUUGGAUGCCGCACGGGAAGUCUUUAGUCAGAAUGUACGUGAUCCGAUCAAGCGCGUGUACCAAGCUGUUGACGCCGAAUUUCCGAGACAAGAACCUCCGACGCCGUCUCCCAGACCUGUGCCGCGGUCUAGACCCGCGACUCGUCCAUCGGAUGUCUUUACCAGUGAUGAGGAAGAGGUCAGGGAGACAGUUGCGCGACGGGAUUGUCUCGCGGAACAAAAGGCAAGAAAACGGGCAGAAAGGGGACGCAAAAGGCGAGAAAGGGAACGCGCUCGAGUGAUUGCCACUCCACGCCCAAAUGCAUCUCCCACUGGAAAUACGCGGACAAUAGCAGCUCCGGCAGACCCUCGGCGCAUGCUCGAGGUCAGUGGCGCCCGAUCACCCUCUGUGACCUCUUCAGGUGGCACGGGGCCGCGACGUCGGCGCAUGUGGACGCGACAAGACGAAGAAGAGCUGGAGAGGGGGCUUGAAAAGCACCAGUACCACACGAGACGCUGGCGACUGAUUUUGGAUGAAGGCAAAGCCAAGGGAUUAUUUCAGGGGCGCCAUAACGUGGAUUUGAAUAAUAAGGCGAGACAAAUGAAGGAGGCCAGGCUCAAAGCAGGCUUGCCCCUUGGCGGUUUUGAGUACGCCCUUGACCGUCAUCUGCAUACAUGAGAUGAAAAGAGAUUAGAAUGAAAAUGUGUAAUGCUGACUGAAUGAUAAUGAUGCUACACAACAACUGUGCCAAUAUAUUGGUUACGUGCUUUAUGCCUUGAAA
Molecule: messenger RNA, 1243 nt
Organism: Spizellomyces punctatus DAOM BR117
Lineage: Eukaryota; Fungi; Chytridiomycota; Chytridiomycetes; Spizellomycetales; Spizellomycetaceae
Exons: 4
Coding region: 43-1140 (365 amino acids)
Source: RefSeq, a predicted model, not a curated record